AUGUAUAUGCUGGUGAACUGCUCCAACUGCCACACUCCGCUCCAGAUGCCCCCCGGCGCCGAGUCCAUCCGCUGCGCCCUCUGCCAGGCUGUCACCCUAAUCGCCGACCCACGCGUCCUCCCACCACCUGCCUCCUCCCACGCGCCUCCACCUCCAUCUUCAUACUCACACGCGCCUUCCCAUCAUUCUCCAUACUCUCAAGCGCCUCCCCCUCCUUCCCCUUACUCCCACGCGCCGCCAGGCCCUCCCCCCAACGCGCACGGCCGGAAGAAGGCUGUGAUCUGUGGGAUCUCGUACAAAUACUCGAGACACGAGCUAAAGGGUUGCAUCAAUGAUGCCAAGUGCAUGCGGUAUCUCCUCAUCAACAAGUUCCACUUUCCAGAAGAUUCCAUUGUCAUGCUCACUGGUAUAUUCAGUUUGCUUAUGCAUAACAUAAACAUAGCUGUGUAG
Messenger RNA from Prunus armeniaca (apricot), 450 nucleotides. NCBI's taxonomy places the organism in Eukaryota, Viridiplantae, Streptophyta, Magnoliopsida, Rosales, Rosaceae. The record is from the annotation of a GenBank genome assembly.